Salvelinus namaycush (lake trout) is the source of this 1530-nucleotide messenger RNA. Its product is annotated as survival of motor neuron-related-splicing factor 30-like. NCBI's taxonomy places the organism in Eukaryota, Metazoa, Chordata, Actinopteri, Salmoniformes, Salmonidae. The record is from RefSeq and is a predicted model, not a curated record. The transcript has 6 exons. Gene Ontology annotation, molecular function: RNA binding. Gene Ontology annotation, cellular component: cytoplasm; nucleus; precatalytic spliceosome. Gene Ontology annotation, biological process: mRNA processing; regulation of alternative mRNA splicing, via spliceosome. Bases 110 to 820 code for a protein of 236 amino acids.
UCGACAUUUCCGGUUUAUUUUUAAGAUAUUUAUUUUUGCUGAUUUAUGAGAACCUAUUUCAGUAAAAUCGGAAUAUCCUUAUUUAUUCAGUUGAAACAAAUACAGAAAGAUGUCAGAGGAUUUGUUGAAACAGUUGGGCAGCUACAAAGCACAGUUGCAACAAGUGGAAGCUGCCUUAUCAACCGACCCUGAAAAUGAAGACCUUCUCAAAUUACAGAAAGACUUAUCGGAAGUCAUAGACUUAACAAAAGACCUCUUGACGUCGCAGCCCUCCGAAGGUACUGCUAGUGCCAACAGCUCAGAUGCAGCCCCCCUGAAACAUAGGUGGAGCGUUGGGGACAGGUGUAUGACUGCGUGGAGUAAGGAUGGACAGGUGUAUGAAGCUGAGAUUGAGGAGAUAGAUGGCGAGAAUGGCACGGCGGCCAUCACCUUCUCCGGCUACGGGAACGCAGAGGUGGUGCCACUGCAGAACCUCAAGCCUGCCGAGGAGGGCAAGCACUCUGAGGAUGACGGGAAAUCCAAGUCUAGGAAGGAGCAGAUAGCCGACCAGAGGGAGUACAAGAAGAAGAAGGCCCAGAAGAAGGUGCUGAGGAUGAAGGAGCUGGAACAGGAGCGAGAAGACCAGAAAUCCAAGUGGCAGAGUUUUAACAACAAGGCCUAUAACAAGAACAAGAAAGGACAGGUGAAGAGGAGUAUAUUUGCAUCGCCGGAGAGUGUAGACGGAAAGGUGGGAGUAGGAACAUGUGGCAUUGCAGACAGACCUAUGACCACGUAUCACGACACAUCCAAAUAUAACGUCAGGCAUCUAAUGCCACAGUGACCGAACAUUUUAUCUUGGUGUAAAAGUAUCCUAUUGUAUAGUAGCAAGAUCAUUGCUUACCGUUGUGUUUUUAUGGUUUGGGUUACCCCAGUAAAGGAGAUUUGAAACAAAUUGCUUGCUCACCAUUGGUUGCCUCAUUGGGAAAUUGUCCUUACCAGUAUAUCACAUAGAACAGCAGAAUUCUUAAUAAAAUAAAUUACCACUGUAAUGGAGUUGCAGCACAAAUAAUGGUUGUGGUGAAAUGAGUCUGGGUUGCUGUGUCCUUCUGAAUGCAACAAAGGCCAAAAAACUAUUUCCAUGUUUUCAAUGUUACACAUUUAUUAUAGAUUUAUCAGGUUGAACUAGACUAUAAUAUACAUUUUUACAAUUUAGUGAUAAGACCCUUUUUUUAAAGCAAGUCAUAAAGCUAAUUUUACAUCUCAGUUUUGUACAUUUACAGGGAAACAAAUAGUGUUUUUUGUUUAGAGGUAAGAUGUUCCUCUCAUUUUUCCCUGAACUUGGGCCUUAACUUAAGUCUGAAGAAUGUUUCAUAUUGGUACUGAAUGUUGUUUAACACAGUUCCUCCAGAUGGCACUAAUGUAUUUUUUACCAUCUUUGUUCUGUGAUGUAUGUCAAUGACCUUAUGCCACUGCUGGUGAUAUAAGCUUUUUUUUAAAUUAAAAUCAGGGAUAAGUUGUGGAUUCUCCUAUUAAACCUUCAUGUUUGUGUGA